Molecule: messenger RNA, 3935 nt
Organism: Haplochromis burtoni (Burton's mouthbrooder)
Lineage: Eukaryota; Metazoa; Chordata; Actinopteri; Cichliformes; Cichlidae
Biological process (GO): phosphatidylinositol-3-phosphate biosynthetic process; cell migration; phosphatidylinositol 3-kinase/protein kinase B signal transduction
Cellular component (GO): phosphatidylinositol 3-kinase complex, class IA; cytoplasm; phosphatidylinositol 3-kinase complex, class IB
Molecular function (GO): 1-phosphatidylinositol-3-kinase activity; 1-phosphatidylinositol-4-phosphate 3-kinase activity
Source: RefSeq, a predicted model, not a curated record
CCAGAACGUGCCUUACUGACCUCACCUGACGGUGUGGGCGUGGCCUAACGGUCGCACCUGGGACUGUUUGUAUUAGCCGUCCAGAUGCUGAUGCUGAUGAUGAAGAGUAGAGUCUAAUAAAUUAAUAAAGCCUUACAGACUGAUGUUUGUGUGGUCCCUCUGUGUUUGCUGUCUCUCUGUGGGGUAUGACGUCACACACAGUGCAUGCUGGGAUACUGGGUCAGGCUGACAGAUGGAGAGAAAACAGCCAAAUCAGAGAAAGGAGAAUAUCUAAUCCUUAAUCCAGCGAGCCACUCCCCCUGCACACACACACACACACAAUCCUGGAAACAAACACAGGAUUAGGAUUAACUGAUGAUCUUUAAAUCGGUCAAAAUUUGAAUGGACUUUGGUUCACAGCUUGCUCCUCUCCUCUAAAGCUGACCUUUGACCUGCAGCUCAGCAGUCAGCUCCUCCUCCCUGUGAGGCUGCUGGCCCUUUAAGAGAGGAAGAGCACAGGAUGAGCCCCCCCCUCACACACACACACACACACACCCUCCUCCUCCUCAGCCGCACAUUGUUCUGUGGCUCCGGGAGAAGCCACUUCCUCCUCCUGCUGCUGCUGCUGCUGCUGCUCAGCCCGCUGCAAACGGACAGACAGACAGUUUCAGUGCCUCCGACGGAGGGACGGCGUCUGUCUGUGUGUCCGACGGGAUCAGCCGAGGGGGGCGGACACGCGAGCACAGACAAAGACUCGCAGACAGACGAACAGACUGGACGAAUGGACUGACAGGAUGCGGCACCGCUGGACCCUCGGGCUCGCCCCCAGGUAGCCCAGCACUGAGGUGAGGUGUGACUGUUGGUUACCAUGGUGCCCAGGCCAUCGUCAGGGGAACUAUGGGGGCUCCACCUGAUGCCCCCCCGGAUCCUGGUGGACUGCUGCCUGCCUAACGGUAUGAUGGUUAGCCUGGAGUGUCUGAGGGAAACUCCUCUCAUCAGUAUCAAGCAGCAGCUCUUCUCCGAGGCCAGGAAGUACCCCCUGUACCACCUGCUGCAGGAGGAGUCGUGCUACAUCUUUGUGGGCGUGACCCAGGAGGCUGAGAGGGAGGAGUUUUACGAUGAGACGAGGCGGCUGUGCGACCUGCGCCUGUUCCACCCCAUCCUUAAGGUCAUCGAGCCCCUCGGCAACCGUGAGGAGAAAAUCCUGAACCGUGAGAUCGGUUUCGCCAUCGGGAUGCCGGUCUGCGAGUUUGAGAUGAUGAAGGACCCGGAGGUCCAGGACUUCCGCCGUUCCAUACUGAGCGUGUGCAGAGAGGCCAUGGAGGAACGGGAAGGAGGGGGGGCCCACAGCCAGGCGCUCUACGUUUACCCCCCCAACGUGGAGUCCAGUCCCCAGCUGCCCCAGCACAUCUAUAGCAAGCUGGACAAAGGGCGCCUGAUUGUGACCAUCUGGGUGAUCGUGUCUCCAUCAAACUCCAAACAGAAGUACACCUUGAAGGUUAGUCACGACAGUUUACCUGAGCAGCUGAUCGCCGAGUCCAUCAGGAAGAAAAGCCGAUCGAUGCACCUUUCACCUCAGCAGCUCCGCCUCUGCGUUCAGGAGUACCAGGGCCAGUACAUCCUUAAGGUGUGUGGCUGCGAUGAGUACCUGCUGGAGAAGUUUCCUCUCAGUCAGUAUAAGUACAUCCGCUCCUGCAUCAUCGUGGGACGUCUUCCUCACCUGAUGCUCGUGUCCAAAGACAGCCUCUACUCUCAGCUUCCCGCCUCAGGCUUCGUCACGCCUUCCUACAGCCGUCGGACUCCUCAGCCGUCUCCCUGUCCAGGAGGAGGCGACGGUUCUCCUCCUCGCUCCUUGUGGGCCUUCAACACUCUGCUGAGAGUCCGGCUGCUCUGCGCCACGUACGUGAACGUGAACAUCAGAGACAUCGAUAAGAUCUAUGUGAGGACAGGGAUCUAUCACGGAGGAGAGCCGCUCUGUGACAACGUCAACACCCAGAGAGUGCCCUGCUCCAACCCCAGGUGGAAUGAGUGGCUGACCUAUGACAUCUACCUGGCUGACCUCCCUCGUUCAGCCAGACUCUGCCUGUCUAUCUGUUCUGUGAAGGGAAGGAAAGGAGCUAAGGAGGAGCACUGCCCUCUGGCCUGGGGGAAUGUAAACCUGUUUGACUACAAGGACAUCCUGGUCUGUGGUAAGGUGGCUCUCAGCCUGUGGCCUGUUCCCCAUGGCCUAGAGGACCUGCUCAACCCCAUUGGAGUCGCGGGUUCAAAUCCCAACAAGGAGACCCCCUGCGUGGAGCUGGAGUUCUCCUGGUUCAAUCAGAUCGUUGUUUUUCCUGACGAGCAGCAGAUUGAAGAGCACGCCAACUGGACCAUCAGCAGAGAGCUGGGCUACAACUACUGCCACGGCCUGAGCAGCCGUUUGGCCUGUGACAGCAGUGUUUCGUCAGGCGAUGCCGAGCAGCUUCGCUCUCUCUGCUCCAGAGAUCCGCUGUACGAGCUCUCGGAGCAGGAGAAGGACUUCCUCUGGAGACACAGACAUUACUGUGUAAACAUCCCAGAGUCUCUCCCUAAGCUGCUUCUUUCUGUCAAAUGGAACUCCAGAGACGAAGUUUCUCAGAUGUACUGUCUGUUGAAGGAGUGGCCUCUGAUGGAGCCCGAGUCGGCUCUCGAGUUGUUGGACUGUAACUUUCCCGACCCGAUGGUCCGAGAGUUUGCGCUGCGCUGCCUCGUGCAGGGCCUGACGGAUGACAAGCUGUCGCAGUACCUGUUGCAACUUGUACAGGUGUUGAAGUAUGAGAUGUACCUGGACAAUCCUCUGGCCCGUUUCCUGAUAAAGAAAGCUCUGACCAAUCAGAGGAUAGGGCACUUCUUCUUCUGGCACCUGAAGUCAGAGAUGCACAACAAGACGGUUUCCCGACGCUUCGGUCUGCUGCUGGAAGCUUUCUGCAGAGCCUGCGGGAUGUACCUGAAGCACCUGAACAGACAGGUAGAGGCCAUGGAUAAACUGGUGAAUCUGACCGACACACUGAAGCAGGAGAAGAAGGACGAGACUCAGAAAACUCAGAUGAAGUUUCUGGUUGAGCACAUGUCUCGUCCAGAUUACAUGGAAGCUCUGCAGGGAUUCGUCUCUCCACUGAAUCCAGUUCACCAGCUGGGAAAUCUCAGGCUGGAGGAGUGCAGGAUCAUGUCCUCGGCAAAGCGCCCCCUGUGGCUGAACUGGGAAAACCCUGACAUCAUGUCCGAGCUUCUCUUCACCAACAACGAGAUCAUCUUCAAGAACGGAGAUGACCUGCGUCAGGAUAUGCUAACGUUGCAGAUUAUUAAAAUCAUGGAGAACAUCUGGCAGAACCAGGGUCUGGACCUGCGCAUGUUGCCCUAUGGAUGCCUCUCCAUCGGUGACUGCGUGGGUCUGAUUGAGGUUGUGAAGAACAGCUUCACCAUCAUGCAGAUUCAGUGCAAGGGAGGCCUGAAGGGGGCGCUGCAGUUCAACUCCAACACGCUGCAUCACUGGAUCAAAGACAAGAACCGCGGCGAAGCGUACGAUCGGGCCAUCGACCUGUUCACGCGCUCAUGUGCUGGUUACUGCGUUGCCACGUUCAUCCUGGGAAUCGGAGACCGCCACAACUCCAACAUUAUGGUGAAAGAGAAUGGACAGCUGUUCCACAUUGACUUUGGUCACUUCCUGGAUCACAAGAAGAAGAAAUUUGGCUACAAGAGGGAGCGUGUACCCUUUGUCCUUACUCAGGACUUCCUCAUCGUCAUUAGUAAAGGCAUCCAGGAGUCCACCAAGACCAAGGAGUUCGAGAGGUUCCAGGAGAUGUGCUACAAAGCAUACCUCGCCAUCCGUCAGCACGCCAGCCUCUUCAUCAAUCUCUUCUCCCUUAUGCUGGGUUGCGGGAUGCCUGAACUGCAGAGCUUUGAUGACAUUGCCUACCUGAGGAAAACCCUGGCCCUGG